AUUAGGUUAUUCUAGUGAAGUUAUACAAUUUAUAUGCCAUUUGUUUUAGAUUAUACGCCCUUAUAGUUUUUAAAUACUAAUAAUUUAAACAUUCCUAAUACUUAACAAUUACUUUUUUUAUAAUUUUAUUAAUAAUAUAUAAUAUAUAAUAUGUAUAUGUAUAUUAAAAUAUUAAUUUUAAAUUUUUCUGGGUGUUUAUCUUAUUUUAGAUUUUUUAUUAAUAAUAUAAUUAUAUUAUAAUUUAAACAUUACUUUUUAUAGGUAAAAUAAUAAAUUACUCUUUAAGGCAAUCAUACACAGGACGUUGUAAUGUUGCUACGGUUGCAUAUAACACAAAAAAACCAGUUUACACUUACCACAAACUUAUCCACAAUAAGAGCCCUGGAAUUUUCACUAAGAAAAAAGAAGAAAGGAUAAUGUUAGCAGCACGAGCAACUACUUCAAGAAGACGUGGUAUAGUACGUAGACAGUUAUUUCCAGCAAAUAAAACAACUAUUGAACUAUAGUGCGGUCAGAUCCUUCUUACGGAGAUAAUGCUGAAAAACCCGAUAUGGCAGAGGAUGAUUUUGAAGUUGAAAAGGAAAAAAUACUUUCUUCCUUAAUUUUAAACGAAGAAGAGAGGGCAGCUUUAGAACGCGAAACUGUGGAUCAAAAUCUUUCAAACAAAUGGAUAGAACGAAGAAGGAAAAUGCUCACAGCUUCUAAUUUUGGAAAAAUUAUUAAAAUGAGACAAACCACCAGCUGUCAGAGUUUUGUUCAAAAUCAUUUGUUUGGUGGAGUGACUACAACUGCCAUGGAGUAUGGCAAAUCAAAUGAAGAAAUAGCACUGAGAGCAAUAGAAAAAGUUUUAAAUAUAAAUAUUAUAAAAUGUGGUAUUUUCGUGGACAGUGAAAAUCCAUACUUGGGAGCUACUCCAGAUGGUCUAAUUGGUGGUGAUGGUAUAGUUGAAGUCAAAUGUCCUUCAUCGGCAGAGUAUUUAACGCCAGAAGAAGGUAUAAAACAAAAAAAAAUAACAUUUUGGACAUUAAACAAAUCUGGAGAAAUUGGUGGAAUUAAUAAAAAACAUAAUUGGUAUUACCAAGUGCAAGGCCAACUAAAUGUGUGUCAAAAAAUAUUUUGUCAAUUUGCAGUUUGGUCUCCUAAAGGUAUUAAAAUAGAAAAAAUUGAACGCGAUGAAGGUUUGUGGAAGAGUUGUAUGGUAGAAAAAUUAAAAUAUUUUUAUCUCAACUGUAUAUUGCCAGAAUUAGCGGACAGUCGAUUUUUAAGGUCAAUGCCGAUAAGAAAUCCACAAAAAAUAUAAGAUGCACAAGAAAAAAAAAUUGAACAGAACAGGUAAAAUUAAUUUUUAUAUUUUGAACAUAACAAACAUAAAAAAAAGAAAUAUUUUUUUUUUUUUUUUGUUUAGGCAACUAAAAGAUAAAAAUAUAAAAUAAUAACCUAAAAAGCUAUAAUCAAGAUAUACCUACCUACUAAGUACUAAUCAAGAAUUGUGAA
Molecule: messenger RNA, 1494 nt
Organism: Aphis gossypii (cotton aphid)
Lineage: Eukaryota; Metazoa; Arthropoda; Insecta; Hemiptera; Aphididae
Exons: 1
Coding region: 551-1300 (249 amino acids)
Source: RefSeq, a predicted model, not a curated record